Blepharisma stoltei is the source of this 678-nucleotide messenger RNA. The record is from the annotation of a GenBank genome assembly. NCBI's taxonomy places the organism in Eukaryota, Ciliophora, Heterotrichea, Heterotrichida, Blepharismidae.
AUGGAAAUUAUUUUGACAGGAAUCGGGACUGCUCUCACAAUCGCCGUUAAUUUAGCGCCUUUCUCAUCUCUGCACAGUGCUUCGAAGUCACACAAUCUUGAAGAAAUUUCUCACUUAUAUCUCCUUUUAGCUAACAUAACUCAGCUCGCAUGGGCUCUUUACGGUUUUAAAGGUAAAAUUUGGCUUGCCUUUAUUCCUUCUAUGUUCGCGUUUUGUAUUGGGAUUAUAUGAAUAGUGUGAUACCACAUGAUCAAUAAAAAUGCUUUUGUUUUCAUGCUUAAAUACACCUCAGCCUUAUUUGGGUUUUCUUUGCUUUUGCUUAAUUUCAUUAAUGUGGAAACUCUUGGACUUUUUGCAGAUAUUAUUAGCUUUAUAGGGAUGAUAGCGCCUCUAGAGCAGGUAAUCCCUGCUUUAGUUGAAAAAAAUCACCGAUAUAUUGAUAUUAAAAUAAUUGUUGCCUGCGUGCUGAAUGGAUUUGUGUGGCUUGCGUAUGGAAUAUUAAUAAAUAAUAAUUUUAUUAUUGUUCCCAAUAUGUUUACAGUGCUAGUUUGUUCAUUCCAGAUCACGAUUUAUGGAUGGGCCAAAGGCGUUUUACCAGAAGGAACAUUUGCAUUGCUUUCAGAUUACAUUAAGCCUUAUUCACAAAAAGGAAAUAAAGAACCAAUUCUUAUCAUUUAA